AUGGCUGGGAAUUGCUCCAUUUGCAACCAAAAGAAGGCAAACUACAAAUGUCCAAAAUGCCUCAUCGGCUACUGCUCGCUCGUGUGUUACAAAGACCCUUCACAUUCUCAUGAACAGAAAGAACUAGCCGCAAAAGGAGAGCCAACGGCGGUAGAAUCUGAACUUCAGGAGACUGCAAAACAAGAGACAGAACAUACAGAAAGCCCCAAAGAUGACAAAGCUAUUAGCAGUCCAAAAGAGAAACUUUUUGAAAGAAUUGCACAGGAUCCACAGAUCAAAAGCAUGCUUUCUUGCAAGUCCCUACAAGUGCAUCUAGCCGUUAUCGUGAAGCUUCUUGAAGAUUCACUGUUGACAAAUGAGCCUAUGUCUGAAAAUCGAAGAGAAAUUGCAAAUAUGCGCCUUUGCGAAUUAAGAAUGGGUGGAGCUAGCCAGAAUGUAUUGGUUGAAGAAUUCGUGCAGCGUAUACUACAUGUGUACAACGAAAACGAUCGUGAAGAUUAUAAUUAA
This is a messenger RNA of Australozyma saopauloensis, 507 nucleotides long. RefSeq names its product Hit1p (gene HIT1). The record is from RefSeq and is a predicted model, not a curated record. Lineage: Eukaryota; Fungi; Ascomycota; Pichiomycetes; Serinales; Metschnikowiaceae. The transcript has a single exon. Bases 1 to 507 code for a protein of 168 amino acids.